Molecule: messenger RNA, 384 nt
Organism: Haemonchus placei
Lineage: Eukaryota; Metazoa; Nematoda; Chromadorea; Rhabditida; Trichostrongylidae
Source: the annotation of a GenBank genome assembly
AUGCUAUAUGACUCGGAAGACCACUCACUUUUUCUCACUCCGCGUGUUUGUUAUUUCUCGGCUGCAAAAGGUGGGGCAUCAAGACAUAUGAUGGUGAAUGGAAGCAGUCAACGGAUGGCCAUUAAGAUCAAAUGUAGCAACAACGAGAUAUUCCGCGUUUCGCCUGUGUACUGCCUGUUGGAGCCAGGAGGUUCGCAGAGGUUACAGAUUGUUCGAGAUCCCGGGGAGGCGAAAAUCGACAAAAUUGUGCUUCUCUACCGAUACACAACGUUAUCUAAUCCGCGAGAUGCUUUCAAAGAUCUAGAGAAGGAUGAAGACAUCGACUUGACGUUGGCACCGACGACAAAUUUGAAAUCGAUUCUGAAAGCUUAUCCACAGUGUUAA